AUGGCGCUUAGCGACUUCUUUGAGACCACCGGCGGUGGCACUAGCAGCUGGGCCGAUGAGAUGGAGGCUCUCCCCACUGCCCCUGCCCGUCGCGAGGACAGUGGCCCCCGCCGUGGCGAGCCUGGCUACCUUGACAGCAUGCCCGACCGUGGAGCCCGCACCUUCCCCGGCGCUCCCCAGGGCCGCGAGGAGCUCCCUCUCCCCGAUGUCCCUCCCUUCACCGCGUUUGUCGGCAACCUCACCUUUGAGACUGAGGACGAGGAGCUCCGCGAGUUCUUUGCCGACCUGAACCCCGUGUCGGUCCGUCUCGUCAAGGACCCCCAGACCGGCAAGUCCAAGGGCUUUGGCUACUGCGAGUUCCCUUCGCGCGACAACCUCAAGGCCGCCCUUGACCGUACCGGUGUCAGCCUCGCUGGCCGUUCGGUUCGCGUCAAUGUUGCCGAGGCCCCCGCUUCGCGUCGUGACUUCCCGUCUUCGGCUGCCGACGAGGCCAGCCAGUGGCGUCGUGCUACCCCGAUUGUUGCCCGUGACGCGCCCGCUCCCCGUCGCCAGUUCUCUGGUGCUGGUGCCCCUGGUGCCGGUGACGAGGACCGCGACUGGUCGUCUGCCCGUGGUGCCAAGUUUACCCCUGCUCCCCCCGCCCGCGAGUCCGGUUUUGGUGGCCGCUCGCGCGAGCACUCCCACGAGCCCACUGCCGCCGACGAGGCUGGCCAGUGGCGCUCGAGCCGCCCCUUCGUCGAGGCCCCGCCAUCCAGGCGUGAGGCUCCUCCUCACCGCCCCGCUGGUCUCGCUGACACCGAGUCCACCUGGUCGCGCGGCACUCGUGCACCUGUCACCCCUGCUGCGGCCCCGGAGCCUGCUGGUCGCCAGCGCCUGGCUCUCCUUCCCCGCUCCCAGCAGGCAAGUGCCACCCCUUCCCCCGAGUCGACUCCCGCGCCCGCCAAGGCUUCGCCCUUCGGUGCCGCCCGCCCCAUCGACACUGCCACCCGCGAGGCUGAGGCCGCCGCCCACGCUGAGGAGCGUCGCAAGAAGGAGCACGAGGCUGCCCAGAAGCGCAAGGAGGAGGCCAAGAAGGCCGCUGAGAAGCGCGAGGCUGAGCAGAAGGAGGCCAAGGAGCGCCGUCCCGUCCGCGUGCACCCUUCGCGUCUUCCUCCCAAGGAGGCCGCCGCGGCCCCCGCCGACGCCGCCCCCGCUGCCGCACCGGCUGCUGCCUCGGGUCCCGACGCCGACGGCUUUGAGACCGUGACCACUUCGCGCAGCAGGAAGGAGCAGUCGGACGCUCCCCGCGCCGCCGCUGCCCCCGCCAAGAAGGCCGCUGCGGGCUUUUCGUUUGCCGCCGCCGCCGGUACUAUUGCCGUCGACGACGUUGCCGACAAGCUCGCCGAGACCCAGGUCUAG
This is a messenger RNA of Apiotrichum porosum, 1398 nucleotides long. RefSeq lists its product as uncharacterized. The record is from RefSeq and is a predicted model, not a curated record. The transcript has a single exon. Lineage: Eukaryota; Fungi; Basidiomycota; Tremellomycetes; Trichosporonales; Trichosporonaceae. Bases 1 to 1398 code for a protein of 465 amino acids. Gene Ontology annotation, molecular function: RNA binding.